Symbiodinium natans is the source of this 2499-nucleotide messenger RNA. Lineage: Eukaryota; Dinophyceae; Suessiales; Symbiodiniaceae. The record is from the annotation of a GenBank genome assembly.
AUGCAAUCGCCGGCGUCAUCGGUGGAAGAGCCGGCUGAGUCCGACCAAAGACCGGCUCCUGCGGAUGGGGAGGUGGGUGGCCGGUCUUUGGAGCCAUGUUGCGAUGGUGGGGUUGGGCAGUCUUGCCGCGUAGAGAGCCAGCAAGCGUCGUUGUCUGGGCAAGACCACCCCGCGCAGCCUGAGCAAGAGUUUGUGGUGGCAGGCUACUGGGGUCGUGGCUUGCCCAUCCAAGCAGUGUACAAGGGCCGUUCCCGUCCUAUUCACGAUGGAGGCGGCUUGUGCUCUCCUGGCAGAUGGCCAAUCAAGCAGCGCCAGUUUCCUCAGUCACAAGCUUUUGCCAAGGCCAGAACCUGCGUGUGCCGCUCUUUCAUGGCUUGGCUGAAGCAGAGUGACGAGCAGGGCAAUGAUGCGCUGAAACUUUUCUGGUCUCUGGCAGCGGGAAAGCGGCAGCGUUCUCCCUUCGAGGCUGCCGCCCUGCAGCGAGCGCGGGCAGAGCUUGAUGGUGUGUUGCGUGCUGAGGGAGUGUGCCCGGACCGUCAAGCAACUGACAGGCAGACCGAAAUAAACUUUCGCAGGGUGGCUGCAUUGUUGGAGCUAGCCGGCGACCCGGACUUCGCCUUUCUGAACGAGCUGGCUAGCGUUGGUGCGUGCUUGGGCGUGGGUGAAGUGCUGCCUCGCGUCCCUGCAGUGUUCGAGGCGAAGACUCGCUGGAAGCUGUCCGAGCCGGGAGGUGAUUUUGAGCCAACGGUGUGCGCAAACUACAAGUCGGCAGAAGAGAACAUGGAGGACAUUCGCAGACAGAUUGUGCAAGAGCUCCACAAAGGCACGGUCGUGUCGAUGACGAAGUCUGAAGCGCAGCGCAAGUUUGGGAACAAGCUUGCAGUUGCCGCCCUUGGCGCGGUGCCGAAGGAGGUGGGCACAUCGGAGGUUCGCAUCAUACAUGAUGCGACACACAACGUCGAGGUGAACCCUCGGAUCCGAGUCCGGGAUCAAAUACGUUGUCCGAGGAUUGAUGACCUGGAUGGACUGUUGCGGUUGCUUGUUGCAGAGUGUUCACGGGAUCCCACAAUCCGCUUCUGCUUGAAGUACGAUGUCUCCAGAGCGCACAAGCUAGUGCCCAUCAGGGAGGAGGACUGGGCUUAUCAAGCGUUUUCUUUAGAUGAUCCUGACAUCAUCUACAUGCACACGGUCGGGGCAUUUGGACUAGCGUCGGCAGCGUAUCACUGGGCCAGGGUUGCAGCGGCCAUCGUUCGUUUGUCGCAUUACAUGUCGGACGUCGCAUCCGCGCUCUAUCACUUAUUGUACUCCGAUGAUGGGUUGUUGUUAGCCACUGGCAAAGAUUUUUGGCGGCGUCAGAUGUUCUGGUUGUAUGUCUUCGAGCUGCUGGAGGUUCCGCUAUCGUGGAAGAAAGUGGCAGGCGGGGCUUCGCUGAGCUGGAUCGGCUAUCAGGUCGAUGUUGUAUCUUACCAGUCCGGCAUUGGGCCCACCAAAGUUGGGUGGUUGGUGCGCUGGAUCGACGACCAUCUGCGAGAAGGGCGGGUGCAAGUGCAGCACAUGCGGGCCGCGUUGGGCAGAUUCUCCUUCAUUGCGGGAGCUUUGCCACAUGUGCGGCCAUUUCUGGGUCCCAUAUUUGCGUGGUGCGCGGCACAGGACGCAGGCGAAAGCCAGCUCCCUCUGGGCGUGCGGCUCAUUCUUGAACAUAUUCGGCAUGAAGUGGUUUGCGCAUCUAUGACCCCGCCCAGGCCUUUGCCGACUCAGGUAGGAGAGUUAUUCCGAGUUGACGCCAAGGCCCAAGGCGACAAGAUCGUGAUAGGAGGCUGGGAGUGUCUCGGCAGCGUAGGCCCCAAGGACGCACGCUGGUUCUCCGUAAAGCUGGACAGAACGACGGCGCCUUGGGCCUACGUCAAAGGCGACCCCUACCGGACCAUCGCCGCGCUCGAGCUUAUGGCCACCCUGGUUGCAGUGUGCGUGUUUGGCCACGGAGCUGUGUGGAAAGGUGCAGUAGCAACUGCGACAGUGGCGGGCUUCACCGAUAAUAUGGGCAACAGUUUCGUCGUGGACAAGCACAUGACGACAGCUUUUCCACUUUGUGUUGUGCUGAUGGAACUCUCGGUGCAACUCAAGGACUUGGGCUGCACUCUGAACCUGGGCUGGGUACCAAGGGAGCAGAACACAGAAGCGGACGCUCUUACCAACGAGGACUUCACAGCGUUCGACCCAGCCAAGCGCAUGCAGGUGGAGCCAGGGAACCUUGGCUUCAGGGUGAUGCCGCGCUUGAUGGAAGCGGCCAUGCAGCUGGACUCGGAAAUCAAGCUCUCGCGCAGGAAGAGUCGGCUUGCGCUGGGCAGAUCCGUGGUAAGUCUGCUACAGGUAGGAGUGCUGCACAUGCUAGUCAGUCAGGGAUGCGGGGCCAAGAAAUCGGGGCAGCUCACCACAUUCACCGAGGCGUUCGGCAAGCUCCCAAUGGUGAAGGAGCAGGGGAUCACGUGGGGCACUUAG